This is a messenger RNA of Salarias fasciatus (jewelled blenny), 8834 nucleotides long. It is a transcript of the gene mgaa, whose product is annotated as MAX dimerization protein MGA a. Gene Ontology annotation, molecular function: protein dimerization activity; DNA-binding transcription factor activity, RNA polymerase II-specific; RNA polymerase II cis-regulatory region sequence-specific DNA binding. Gene Ontology annotation, biological process: cell fate specification; positive regulation of DNA-templated transcription; regulation of transcription by RNA polymerase II. Gene Ontology annotation, cellular component: nucleus; chromatin. The record is from RefSeq and is a predicted model, not a curated record. NCBI's taxonomy places the organism in Eukaryota, Metazoa, Chordata, Actinopteri, Blenniiformes, Blenniidae. The coding region runs from base 390 to 8273 and encodes 2627 amino acids. The transcript is spliced from 23 exons.
GUUUGAACCAGGUGGCGGCAGCUAAGAUGGCGGACCGAGGCUGCGCAGUAUCCGGAGGUGGUGACGACAGCGAUGACGCCGGCGGGGACGUGAUGGAGCACGGCUCCGCGUGCAGUUAGGGAAAAAAAAGCCCACCGUCGCUUCGACGGUACGAUCGGCAAGAGGUACGCAGAACCACGUGGCACCGAACCGCCUGAGACGUCGACAGUUCGGGUGGGAAGGAGGUGAGGCGGUACCGGCGGCACGUGGCAGCUCGGCUCGGCUCGGUGCUGGGUGGACGGGCCAAGGCUUGGGCCUGCUGUUAGCUGGAGCUGUGUGUGCACAGGCAGGAUGCCUACUUGAGCUGCUGUGCAGAUGUUUGAAGAACGGGAUCCUCCCGGGACCUUUUCAUGGCUUCCAAGAAGAAGCAGAAAAGAAUGGUGCUCCAGCAUGACCGGACCACCACUCCCGUGGCCAACCAUUCGCCCACAGGCGGUCAAACACGGACAUGGAAGGCAAAGGAAGGCGGGAUGGAACGAAACCUUCAAGUGACCGGCAAAGAGUCAGAUUCUUGUAGUAAUAUGAGUCUGUCCAAAGAGGCCAUCUGUAGGCCGGAUGGUCAACUUCAACAUUUUGUCAGUCCGAGUUUUCAGGCUGACAACCUCUCCGCGGACAUGACCUGUAGCAACAUAAGAGUGACUCUGGACAACAACGUCAUGUGGAACGAGUUCUACAGAUGUGACACUGAGAUGAUUUUAACCAAGGAAGGCAGCCGGAUGUUUCCAUAUUGCCGCUUCCGCAUCUCAGGUCUGAAACCAACACAGAAAUAUUCUCUGAUCUUGGACAUCCAGCCUUCGGAUGACAAUCGAUACAGGUGGACGGGGAAGAGCUGGCAGGCUGUAGGAGAAGCAGAAAUUCAUAUAAAAAGUGAACCGUUUGCCCAUCCAGAUUCCCCAGCCUUGGGUCAGCAUUGGAUGCAGAAUCCAGUGUCCUUUUUCAGACUGAAGCUCACGAACAGCCUGUCAGAACAGAAAGGUAACAUUAUCCUGCGCCCAAUGCAUCGCUACUUACCACGGCUGCACGUGGUGACAGAAAAAACUACAAAAGACUUACAUGGUUCCGAUGUGGUCACAUUCACAUUCCCUCAGACAGAGUUCAUGGCAGUUUUGGCGUACCAGAAUGCUCAGUUUGCUCAACUCAAAGUUGAUUGCAACCCAUUCUUUAAAGGACUGAAGGACACCAGCCCCACACAACUGGAACAGAAAGUGAAAGCAAAGUCCAUCAGAGAGUCAAACAAAGAUGGACUCAGUUCAGACAAUGAGGGGCAUCCCAUCAAAAAAAGCUUGAAGUCUUUGCUGGCAAACCAUAAACUCAAAAGCACCAAAGCCUUGGAGUCAAAAUGUUCACCACCAGAAGAUCUCCUGAGACAAACCGUCGCUAGCAGAGACCAACCUGCUCCCAGGGUCCCCGACGAAUGUUCAGGCAAUGUUUCACAUCCGGGCCAGAAGUUGUUUUCUGAACUGAUCCGUGAUGCUCACGUUUCACUCCAUCGAUGUGACUCGGACCAGCUUAGCCUCAACCAUGGCUCCUCUGUACGAUUGGAGCAAUCCAGCACUAAGACCACCGGUCUGAGAGGCAGAGUACCGGGCAAUGGUCAGAAGGAGAGUUUGCACACUAAAACAUUUGCAAAAAAAGUAAAAAAUAUUGAACCAACAAUAAAAAGUACAGAAGAGGAACGCUCCAUGAAUGUAUUGAACUGUAAGGACAGUAUCAAGACGAACAGUUCUUUCCCUGAUGCGCCAACAGGUGUUCAGACCUCCUCUAAGGACUUAGACCACAAAAGUAAAUCAGAUGUAUCAUCGGAAGCGAUGAUGAGGCAGCACAAACGUCCACCUCGUUUGCCCCUGCCCGCACUUGCUCUCUUUCUCAAACAGCAUUCCACCAAAUCCAAGAAGAGCAAACAAGAAUCUUCUCCCUCUGUACUUCCUUCUGAACAUGAACCACUAACGUCUCCUGAAGGCUCGGCUUGUCUGCCGUCUGACCUCACCAAUGCUGCUAUGGAUCCUUCAAAUGAUCUCAAAGGUGAGACUUCAGACUCGGGCAUCGUGGACUCCAGAGAAUCUUGUGAAGGUUUUAGCUCAGACCGGGGGCGGGUUAAUACUACACUAACUGAUGAAACAAGUCCUGUACCUUGCAACCAUUCGACUGCUUCAGAUUCAGUCCAGUUAAAAUCUGACAGUGGCCUGGUCUCAGUCCCUGAUCGGUCGGGUCUCGAUCUGGCACUCUCUGAUAAUACAGUGUUUCCUGAAUCAGAUUCUUCUUGUUGUGCCCAGAAGUGCAGCACAGCAACAAGCUCUACCUCAUCUGUAUUUCCCACCUCAUCCCCACCUUGCAACCCAGUGUUACCAGUUCCCAACAUGGCGCAAACCCCUGCCCGCUCCUGCACACUACAUUCAGACUCUGGCAGCCUGAAGCCCGACUCUUUGCUUCCUGAUCCAGGUUGUUCGUCUUUCGGCUUUGAGACUUUGUCCCCUGCCAGCUCUCCAGAACAGCUACCUUCUCUACCGGACUCACUCGAUUUCCAACUAGACUCUACAACGUCUGAAGCAGAUCAGACAGUCGGAUCGGCUCAGAACUCCACGCAGGAACAAGUCUCCUCAGUGUUUCAGUGGCAUACAGUGUUACCUCCUCCACAGACAUACAUAGACACCUCUUUCACAGCAUUUCAACCCACACAGACUGUUGAUUUAAUGUCUACUUCAUCACCUCUGCUGCCUUCAUCAACUUCUCCCCACCCUGAACCACAGAACCUCAGCAACACCAUGCUGACUCCUGACCCAGCGCCGUCAUUUCAAGAGACUGAGCAAUCGCUUCCGUUCCCCACAGAGUUGUCCCCACUCGCCCUGCACCUGUCGCUCUCGCCCUCACCCUCCUUCUCCCCUCUGGAUGGAGAAGGACUCUCACCGACGCCUUCACUUACCGAUCUUGUGCAGUUUUUCUCCAAUGAUGAACUCGGGGUGGAGUUUUCAAACACUGAGGUAGCGGCAGCUCCUAGCCUGCCGUUACCUGUGGUAGCUGCCCCAGAGCCUCUCCAAGGGUUGGAGUCGGCUCCAGCAAGCAAAACCUGCAAACGCAAGAAGUUCCAGCGCCGAAAAGUUACCAAGACGGAUUCAGAAUUGGUGGUGGACGAGGCAGCUUACCAAAGCAUGCAGCCCAACCUGGAGGAGGUGGAGGAGCAGCUGUUUGUCUCAUUCACAUCGAAGGAGGCUCUUAAACUCCAUAUCGUGGACUCCUCCGUUGAAACGGUCUCUCAGCCUCAGAUUGCACCUGAGGACCAGCAGACUGCUGAGACACCUGAGAACGCAGAGAGUCUGCAUGAGCCUGUGGCUCAGUUCCAGGAGAAUCUGCUUAGAGACCUGAAACUGAUGAAGCACCGGCAGGUCAUCCACCCCGUGCUGCAGGAAGUCGGUCUGAAAAUGAACCUGCUGGAUCCUUUGCUGGCCAUCGAUCUGCAGUACCUGGGGGUCCGCCUGCCCCUGCCGCCACCAGGAGCCCAGCUUGAGCCAGCCAGCCAGGAGCUGCCCCCCUCUGAGGCUUCUUUUGUGUCUCGAACAGGAAAAACUACUGAUGUGACUCAGAUCAAAGGAUGGAGGGAAAAAUUCAGUUCAACUGAGGCUCCGCCCACCACCUGCACACCUGAAGUGGGUCCCAGCUCGGAGCCACAGAAGAAGAAGAAUCUUUCGGCGUUCUGCAGUGACAUGCUGGACGAAUACCUUGAGAACGAGGGCCGGCUGAUCGACGAGCGCGCUGCCAGCUUCUCACAGCCACCGGUGGAGCCACCGGUCUACCAGCUGCCCACCCAGAGCAGUAGCUACGUCCGGACCCUCGACCACGUCCUGAAAAAGCAGGAUGCCUCCAACCCUGCCGCGGAUCUCAUCUCUGGCUUUAUCCCCCCCUCCAAGAGACCCCGCCCCCCUGAGGCUCGUGUUGGCAAAAGGAAGCCCAAGUCCCUCAAACCCAAACCCAGAUCUGAAUCUGGUCCAGAACGACCUGAACCAGCUACAGCUGGACUCGAGCCUGAACCACUGAAACCUGCUGAUCAAACGGCCAAAACAUCAGAGACUGAACCAGCUAAGAAGAAGAGGCGGUUCAAACCCAGAACCACCACUCCACCACCUGGCCUGGGGGACAUGGCCCCACUAGAAUCAGACUCAGAGCUGGGGCCAGACUGCACACAGACUGAUGACAACGUCAAGAAGGCUGGCAAGCCCCCGAUGGCCCGGGCUGUGCUGAAGCAGAAGGAUCUGGAGGAGGCUGUCAUGUGGGAGGGUCAACCUCGGAACGGCAUCACUGAGGAGAGGGCCAACGUGGCCCUGACAUCCCUCUUCACUCUGACGGGUUUUGUCUGUGAAGACCCUCUGGCCCCAGUGCAAGUGAAGCGACGGCGUCAUGCACACUGCCUGAAUGAUUUUUGCCGGCUGGGCUGCGUGUGCAGUAGUCUGUUUACCAGUCCCAGGCCGCAGCACUGCGGGCGGCCCGCCUGCAUGUUUGGCUGCAGCUGCCUAAAACAGAAGGUCGUCCUCCUCAAGAACCUGGACGGGUCAGAUUGCGGCCCAACAUCACAUCCCACCAGCAAGAAGAGAAGGAGAAGGAUGAAGAUGGCGUAUGUCCUGAAGGAGACAGACAGCGUCUCCCAUCCUGCAGAGCGGGUGAAAGCUCUGUGGUUGAAGGCCGCCAGUGAGGACCCUGAUCCAGAGCUGGUUCGCAUCCCUUUAGAGUCCUUCCAGCCCACCGCCACCCACCAGUCCUCCUCCAGCCACGGGGCCACCAAGCCCACCAAGCCCACCAAGCCUACCAAACCCAUCAAACCCAUCAAACCCACCAAACCCUCCAAGCCCACCCUCAUGAUCCAGAACGUACAGUCCAGCAGCUGUGCUCGUGUUCGUGUUUACUCCAAGAAAAGCAAACUGAAGGUGGUGACCAAAGCCACAAAGCCACCGUCUGAAUGCAUGGAGAAGAAGAAGAAGAGGAAACAGCUGAAGGAGGCCUCUGCCAGCACUGCCACCAUGCCCUGCAACAGUCCCCUGAGCAGAGAAGAUGUCAUGGAGGUGACCAAAGACAAAAAGCAACAGCCUGAAUGCAUGAAGAAGAAGAAGAGGAAACAACUGAAGGAGCCCCUCGAUUGCCCUUGCCCUUUCUCCAAGCCCUGCAACAGCCUCCCAGCUGAAGACACUCCAAAACCAUCCAAACGUCUCUCCGUCAUGGCCGACUGUCGGUGGGGCAACGGUGAGCGCAGCUAUGUGUUGAAGCGGCUGUGUGAAGCCAUGGCUCGGGACCAGCUGGACCGGCCCUUCUGGAUAAAGAAUUACCUCAUCCGCCCAUCGGGCCCCAUUGUGGAGGAUGGCUCUGAGCCUUGCACCCACUAUAAAGUGCACAUCUCCAGACCCAUUGAUGGCAACAAGGUCCCACAGACUCCUGCAGGAGCAGAACUUGCAGGUGGUCCUGGAGUCCAGAGGACGAGGCCAGCAGCUCUUGAGCAGGCUGAUGUGGCACAAACGAGCCAGGGAGCAAAGUCUCCAGAGCAGGAUGAUGAGACGGCUCUGGAGGACUGGCAGCGGGCAUUGGAAGAGGCAGACCUAGAGGGGGAGGAGGAGGACAAGGAGGAGGAAGUACCUGAUGGGACAGAGUUUGAUCAGGGGAUAGUGGGAGACUUGGCUCUUCCUUUCCUCUCGGGAAUAUCGCCCGCUGGGCUCCUCUCAGCCAACCGGAAGCAACCGGGAGGAAGCAACCAGCUGGUUCAGGUGAACGGGAAGCUCUACCCUCUGGCUAAGAUCCAGCUGGGGAUGAUGGGAGCACUGCAUCCAGCCAAUCGGCUUGCUGCUUACCUGACAGGACGUGUUGGACCUGGCCGACGCCUGCCAGCACCUUCGACCUCAUCCUCCUCCAACCCUCAGAGCUCUGGACACACAGCUCCCCCCCCCGAAUCUGGCCUCAUCUCCCCGUUCAUUCUGGCCCAACCGCCCCCCCAGACGUCCUUCAGAGCCCCUCUGCCCCCUCAGGCACCAGCACCUGAAGCCCCACAGAAGCUGAACAUUCAGGUCCAGCGGCAUCCAGUGACGCCCUGGUUUGUGACCCCACCCCCCGCUGGUCAGAAGCUCUUCCUCCAGCCAGUUCCAACAGUCCGCAGGACGGACGGCAAACUGGUCCAAGUCCUUGUCAACAAUCUGAGACCCUUCACGCCCAACACAAGCACCCAGUUUAUCAGGCCUGCUGCCUCUCAGCCUCCGCUCGUCACGUUUCUCAACAUAAAUUCCCAGCUGACCCCCGUGGGGCCCGUCUACCCCUCCUUCACUGCCACUAACAGUCUGACCAGCUUCCCUGGCAGUUCCAAAAGUAGUGCUCCUGUUGUCAACCUUCUGUCUCAACCGCCCAGCACGGAAGCACCGCUCGUCCUAGCUGCCCCGCCUGCCGACUGCUCCCUCACACCUGUCGCAGGUCAGGAGGUGGAGCCAGGAGUCGCAACGGUGAUAUCACACCAGCAGAAGCCUCCGUCCAUAGAGACAUGUCACCUGCCCCUUCCCCAGUCUCCUCCCCCUCCCGCCGUGCUGGAUCACACCCUUGAGCUGGAUCAAGUGGACGACGUGCAGCAGAUGGUUACCAUGGAUAUACCCCAAGUGGAAGUGGAGCUGGCUCAUAGCAGCGAGAAGGACAACUCAUCAGGGCCCGACAGCAAGGUGGAAGAGGACUGGAAGGAGCAGGAGCGUCAGAAGGCGAAGACACAGGAUGAGGAAGAGGACGACACAGAGGACAGCACAGAGGACGACACAGAGGAGGAGGACACGGAGGAGGACACAGAGGACUCAGAGGAGGAGACACUGGAGCAGAAGGAGCAUAGACUGAACGUGGAGUUAAAAGGGCGUGCCAAUCACAACCUGCUGGAGAAGAAACGCCGCCAUGAGCUGCUCAGGCUGUUUGAGCGUCUGAGGUUUCGUGUGGGGAUGAAGUCUCAGGGAGCGUCGAAGGUUGCCACGCUGCGCAAGGCAGAGCAGGAGAUCAAGAAGCUGCAGAAGGUGGAGAAGGAGCUGCUGGUGCAGAAGAGGAGGCUGUUGAAAAGGCAGAAGAACUUGCUGGAGUCAAUUUCAGGGGUGGGGCAGCUGGUCGAGGAGCCGAUCGUGAUCUCGUCUGACGAGGAGCGCCGCAUUGCUGAAACUCGACACGAGAGACAGAAAACAACCAAUCAGCAGUCGGCAGGGGGCACGACCUCUCACCCUCCAGCCCGAGGCACGACGCAUGACGACGACACCAAGAGGUCAAAUCAGCCUCAACCCACUCCACAAGCUCCUCCCCCUGCUGCCUCUGCCCCGCCCACUCCCACAGUGGUCCCGCCUCCGAAGCACCCCACCCUGUCCCACAAUGCACUUGUGCAGAGUGUGCGUCAGCGCACCAUUCCCAACAUCCUUUCCCGCAGCAAGCGUCCGAUUCCACACCUGCCUACCGAGGGUGAACCAACGUCCUUCCUGGUUCCUACGGAUGUCCUCUCUUCGCUUCAGACAGCGUUUCCAGGGCAACCGGUCCUGGCUCUCGGAUCGACUCAGGCCAAAGGCGUGGCCGCAGUCACCCUGAAGCUCCCGAACCUGGCCAAUCAGGAUCUGCGUCUCACUACAAUUCCCCACAUCCAAGCAGCAACAAACACAAACGACCUUCGACCUCAGCAGCAGCCUCCUCCUGCUCCUCCUCCCGUCAAAGUCUCGGAGCAGAUGUCUGCAGUCGGAUGUCCCUCGUUCCAAAAGCAUGCUGGGUAUUCGGCAGAAAGCAGAGCCGGGGACCCUCAGGGGGGGUCAGGGGUCCCUGUAGGCGUUCCCCAGGGGGGGUUGGCGGGCCCUCAGGGGACAUCGGAGGGCCCCGAUGGUGAGAGCUUGACGUCUCUCCUCAACGAACUCGUCUUCCUUAACCAGCAGACUGUUACCGUGCCAGCGCCCGCUGAUCAUGGCCCUGAGGUGGGCGGAGCUAAAGAACAAGAACACACCCGCAACCCUGACGUCCUGCAGCAGGACUGUGGCAGUCCUGUCGCCACAGAGAUGGACAAGGCGGGGCUCAACGCGCACACACAUAUUGGGAACACUAAAGUUGGUGUCCUUUCUCCGCCGCCCCUGCUGCAGAUGAAAGUGGGCGGGGCCAAACUGCCGGACUCCCCCGGCUGUGAUGAUGGAGGAGGACGGCGGGAGGGGGGCGUGGCCUGGAGGCCCAUGCCAAGGCUGGUCCCCUUGGGACUGAGAGGAAACCCCACCCCCUGACUGAUGAUGUCACAGCAGCCUCUGGACCUCAUUGGUCCACGGCACGCCAGCGUUGGUGUCCCAUUGGUUCUGAUCUUUAGUUCUGUGAACCAAUCAGAAGUUUUGCAGAUGUUUUGGGAAUGUAAAAAGAUUCCUGAGAGGUUUAUUUAUUUUGUCCUUGCCUUUUUUUGUUUUUCUGUCACAGCUGUAAACUGAGAAACUUCCAGGGUAAAUUUGAACAGUUGAUCUGAACAGAAUAAGGAAAUAAUAAAUAGGAAAUUGUUGAAAAACAAACCUGUUUGUUAUUUGCUAAUAUUUCAGCUUUACUCUGGAAAAUAACUACAAAGUUACUGAAAGUGUGAUUUAGGAAAACCGUCAACAUCCAAAUAAAGUUUCAGUUAGUUUUUCGUUUCAGGAAAAUGUUUUAUGUACUUAGGAAUAAAGAAACACUCUAAAAAGAUGUUGUGUGACUUGGACACUUGAACGGAGCCUUUUCAGACUUUUUUUUUUUUUUUUUUUUCUAAUAUUUGUAUUUUUUUACAAGUUGAAAAUGUUCUGUCAAAGUGAAAUAAAGCUUAAAUA